Trametes versicolor FP-101664 SS1 is the source of this 1365-nucleotide messenger RNA. Its product is annotated as HCP-like protein. The coding region runs from base 1 to 1365 and encodes 454 amino acids. Lineage: Eukaryota; Fungi; Basidiomycota; Agaricomycetes; Polyporales; Polyporaceae. Gene Ontology annotation, molecular function: protein binding. The transcript is spliced from 2 exons. The record is from RefSeq and is a predicted model, not a curated record.
AUGCCCCCUAGUCAGUCUGUACCCUACCUCGGCCCGGGGCCAUAUCAGCCUGGUCCACCGGGCGCAUAUCCCCAGGGAUCACAAAGCAGUCUGACUAGGGGACCAUCCAAUGCUUCGUCCUUCCAGCAGGGCCUCCCUCCUUCACAAGAAGAGCCCGACUUCGAGAUGAAUCGUCCGCGCUUGCAACGCUCAGAAACGACUGCAUCCGUGAAUCUUCGCACGCAAAAGACGAAAGCGAUAGACCUGAGCGCGCCGCCGUACACGAAGGAGUACAUUGAUCAGUACCGCCAGCGAAUUAAGGACGACCCUGAUCCGGAGGCGCAGUUCCAGUACGCCAAGUACCUGAUCGACGCGGCGAAGAAGAUCGGGCAGGACGCGAAGGAGCAGCGCGGGCUGCGCAAGUACCGCGACUCGCUCAUCGCGGAGUCGCUCAAGGUCAUCCGCCGGCUCGCCACACAGGGCCAGCCGUACGACGAGGCGCAGUUCUUCCUCGCGAACUGCCACGGGACGGGCAUGCUCGGGCUGCAGGUCGACCACGAGCGAGCGUACCACCUUUACCUGCAAGCCGCGAAGCAGAACCACGCUGCGGCAUGUUACCGUGUUGCUGUCUGCAACGAGAUCGGCGCGGGCACGAAGCCAGACCCGCAGCGCGCCGCGGCCUUCUACCGGAAAGCAGCUUCUCUAGGUGAUACAGCGGCGAUGUACAAGCUCGGCGUUAUUCUCUUGCGCGGACUGCUCAAGCAGCAGCCCAACCCACGCGAGGCGAUCGGCUGGCUGCGACGCGCGGCGGAGCAGGCGGACGAGGAGAACCCGCACGCGCUGCACGAACUUGCGAUGUUGUACGAGAACCCUAGCUCAGGAGUCGUCCCAUGCGACCCCGCGUACGCAAAGGACCUCUACACGCGCGCAGGCCAUCUCGGAUACACGCACUCGCAGUUCAAGCUCGGGCAGUGCUACGAAUACGGGACGCUCACGUGCCCGGUCGACCCGCGGCGGUCAAUCGCGUGGUACACGAAAGCGGCGGAGAAGGGGCACUCGGAGGCGGAGCUCGCGCUGAGUGGGUGGUACCUGACGGGCAGCGAGGGUGUGCUGAAGCAGAGCGACUCGGAGGCGUACCUGUGGGCGCGGCGCGCGGCGAACAAGGGGCUAAGCAAGGCCGAGUACGCGGUCGGGUACUACGCGGAGGUGGGCAUCGGCGUAAAGCAGGACGUCGAGUUCGCGAAGCGGUGGUACAUGCGUGCAGCAGCGCAAGGAAACAAGAGGGCGAUGAACCGACUGACGGAGAUGAAGCGGAAUGGAAACAAGCGGGCGAACAUGGCACGGCCGACACGUCAGGACGCGAAGGACGAGUGUGUGAUUGUAUAG